Protopterus annectens (West African lungfish) is the source of this 2453-nucleotide messenger RNA. RefSeq lists its product as uncharacterized. Gene Ontology annotation, molecular function: protein binding. Lineage: Eukaryota; Metazoa; Chordata; Ceratodontiformes; Protopteridae. The record is from RefSeq and is a predicted model, not a curated record. The coding region runs from base 1038 to 2096 and encodes 352 amino acids. The transcript has 8 exons.
ACAAGUACACGUGGGCCUGGCGCUUUAGUUAUUACGCGUAGAAGGUUGUGUAGUAUUUUAACCAAAUCUUUGUAUUUGGUAUUUUUAUGGUUAAACUUAAUAAUGAAGACUUGCAGUCAGUCAACAAUACGAGGCAUUAGAGUUUUAGACAUUUUAUAUUUCUGAAAAUAGGAGUUGAUACAAAAUAUGAAGUAAAUUAUAAUAUUUAAAAUGUCCUGACUUUGGGCCAUUGCACCCUCACGUUUUUGCCUUUAUCCAGAAUUCUUGAGUAAAGAAAACGAGAGCUAUAUUUGAAUGAUUCUAGUGAAGGACGUUUUGUAUAUUUGUAAUGCUGGAACUCAAAGUAUGUUUUACUGGAUCAACACAGAAGUUCUGGUCUGCUUCUGUAAAAGUUACAUCACUAACGAGUCCCAGCAUUUUCUUCUGACGAGCCAGCACAACAUUUUGUCUUUUCUUUCUACACUGGCUCAUUAAAAUAAACCACGACUGCACAACUACCAUCAGAUCACCUUUUCCGCGGCUAAACCGAAUCAUACCAAUUUACACAGUUCAUAGCUAGCAGCUUUGGUCGGUGUUCCGACAAAGUUUACACUAGUGUGCCCUCUACAGUCCCAACGAAGUAAUGUGUCAUCCCACGGUUUGUCGCUACUUGGCCCUUGGAUAAAGGCAUUGUAGAAGGUUCGGGGAUGGAAGAUUUGGAAGGGAGAAACUGUCUUAACCAUCGAUGUUUGCAGUCAGUGUAAAUUACAACGGGAACUAGGUACGAGUUGUGGAAUGGUAGCAUAAAAGUACUUGCGUGGCAAGAGCUGCUGUGCUUCCCACUGCUAUUGAGCUGAGAAGUACUAAAACGGAGUCUGUCACGGUGCUCGUCGAUUGGGCCUGUUUCAGAAAUUCGCUGUCUGUCGCUGUAUUUGUCAUUGAACUGGAGCUGACAGUGGGUGCUCUAUUCUUUGUGUUUUCAAGUCAAAGAGCUGUUCUGCUGCUUCUUGCCUGGGUGCUUCCCAGAUCAUUAAGGAGUCUCAGGAGUCUAUGUCACCAUGGCUCGUAGAAGGCUGGAUGAAGCUAUAAGAGUAUCUCGGGUAUUAAGUAACUCGGCAGUGAAUGAAGAAAAUGCUGGUCAAGAUUUUACACAGCUUUGUAUCCAGCAGCAUGUCUCUCUGUCUAAAGAUAUUCACAGUGUGUAUAGUGUGAGUUUUUCCCCAGAUGCUCCUGAUCUUGCUGUUGGAUUUGGAAAUGGAGCAGUACAGAUUGUUGAUGCAAAAAGUGGUUCCAUGACAUGUGAGUUAUUCCCUGGGCACCGUACACAUCUUCCUGUCACUGCUUUGAAUUAUCACCCUUGCAAAUCGCAGAUCCUAAUGACAGUUGGUGCUGAUGGUAUUGUGACAGUGUACAACUUGGUAUCAAAGAAUGCAGUCCAUCAUGUUACAGAGGAGAAGAAUGAGAUUAAUGCAUUAGACUUUUGUCUGGAUGGUAGUGUAUUUGCAACAGCUGGAAAGGACAGAAAUAUCCGUUUAUAUGAUAGUAAGACCGUUCAGCUUGUCCACAUGUUUGAAGCUCCAAAUUUCAUGACUGUCGAUGAUCUUACUGUAACCAGUGGCCACUCUCGGCGCAUUUUUGCUUUGAAGUUUCACCCUGUGGAGUGUCAUAUUUUCCUGACUGGAGGAUGGGACAAUUCCGUUAAGAUCUGGGACCGAAGAGUCGCAAGAGCUGCUAGAAGUGUGAUAAAUGGACCUCAUAUCUGUGGCCCAGCCAUCGAUAUUCUAGACAACAAGAUUUUGACAGGAUCCUGGGUGGCACAUGACGCACUGCAGUUGUGGGACUUCAGGAAUUGCCAGUUAGAAAAAAACAUAAAUUUUCCAGGAAAUAUAAACCACGGGGAGUUCCUCUAUGCAGCACAGUUCUGUAACCAUCACACAGUGAUUGCUGGAGGCAGUGGUACUUGCAGUGCUGCUGCCAUCAAUGUGACAACAGAUGAGGUCCUUGGUGAAAUCUCUUUGACAAACAAACCUGUGCAGACAGUGGACAGCAUACAGGAUGGGCAGCUAAUUGCUGUAGCUGGCAUUGGUGGUAACCUUCAUACAGCUACUCUCUGCUGAUCACACAGUAUUUGUACCAAUAAGCAUUAUCGACUAAGAAUCCAUCUUGUAUGCCACAAAGAAAAAAAUCUACAGUGCCAAACUGCAAGGAAAAAUAAAUUUGCCUUGCUUCUGUUAUUGAAAGUCACCUGUCUGUGAAAUGCUUACAUGCUCUUCAGUGUGGCUAACUUAAUUUUGUCAACUAAUUCUCUGAUGAAGAAAAUAGUUUUGUAUAGGCCAAGAUAUAUAAUUUUUGUAUUAUAAUUACAUUGUAUUCUCCCUACAAAAUGCAUUUUUAUGUUAAAUUUAGUUACAUUGGCAAAUAUAUAUCUCUAAAUGUCACUAGUAUGUUUUAAUAAACAUUAUGACCCAAUAGAA